This is a messenger RNA of Capsella rubella, 2761 nucleotides long. RefSeq names its product transcription factor bHLH143. Gene Ontology annotation, molecular function: protein dimerization activity. The coding region runs from base 1004 to 1999 and encodes 331 amino acids. Lineage: Eukaryota; Viridiplantae; Streptophyta; Magnoliopsida; Brassicales; Brassicaceae. The transcript is spliced from 4 exons. The record is from RefSeq and is a predicted model, not a curated record.
ACUUCUUCUUCAGUCUUCACGCCCACUUUUUUUCUUUUCAUUUUUUCGUAAACAAAUCAAUCAGUUUUAUAGCUUUUCUCUUCUCUUAUCCGUUCACGUUUUGCUUCGAUUCGUCUUCUUUAGUCUCUCUCUGGAUCUUCAGUUUUUUUACGCAUAGAUCUUCUCAUCUUCACUCUCUGAUUUUGCCCUCUGGUGGAUUAGAUUACAACAAAGCAGUGAAUGUGAAAUUGCUAAAAAGUGCAUAGGAGGAGUAAACAAAACAGCAUGAGUUGGUUCACAAGUUCUGUUGAUUUGUACCGUAAAGUUGUGCCCUUGAAUCUGUAUUGCCGUGUUAUUCUGUAAAAUCUCUUCUCUACCUCAUCUUCUUCAAUUCCUCUUCUUUAAAUCUUUUCUGUUGAUCUUAGUUUCAUUAAUAAUGGGAUCCCAACGUUUCUACGUCUUUCAUUGUGAUCAAUAUAGGAUCAUCUAAACCAUUCUCCUAAAACCCUCUAAAGCUUUUCUUUUUCAAGUCUUCCUUCUUUCUCUUUAUUUCUUCUCAAAGAUCAUUUGUCUUUCUCUUUCUUCUUCAAGUCAUCUGUCUCUUUUGAUUAGCUUUGCUCUGUUCUGUGGAGCAAUUGCAGUCGUUUUUACAUUCACGAGUUUUGGCAAAGUGAUGGUAAGUCAAUCAGCUGGUCAGACAAGAUUUCGAACAUUGAAGUACGAGAACAACGGAGAUUCCAACAAACCAACAAUUGUAGUGAGAGUUAUUGCUUGUUUUCAACCGAUGGAUAAUUGUCAGGCUGAAUACUUUAGACAUAUACUCAAACCAGUGACGUAGUUGGUUUCUGAGUUCGUGUUUGUAUUUUGGAGCUGGCCUUUUUUUUCUUCGUUUUGUCUCUAUUUUUCUUUUACGAUUGUUUCAAGAAAGAAUCAAGAAGCAGUGCGUUCAACACACAUUAGAGCAAUACCUUCCACAAUCGUACUUGUAUUCCUGUAAAGUUUCCUUUGCUAAAACUGUAAGAGCAUGCCUCUUGAUACCAGGCAGCAGAAGAAAUGGUUGCCAUUAGGCCUAAAUCCUCAAGCUUGCGUCCAGGACACAACUACUGAGUCUUCCUGUCCUGAAAUCCCUUUUCCGGAACUUGGUAAAGUGUAUGCAGCUGAGCGUCAGUUUUGUUAUUUGCAGCCACCGUUCCAAGCCUUGCUGCCAAGUUAUGAUCAGCAGUCUUGUGGAAAACAAGUUUCAUGUUUGAACGGGCUAUCUAGCUGCGCAGCUGCUCCAGAGGGGGCGACACUCAAGUCUUCUCAGAAAAGAUUCCUAGUAUUUGAUCAGUCAGGAAAUCAGACUCGUUUGUUACAAUGUGGAUUUCCUCUGCGGUUUCCUUCUUCUAUGGAUGCAGAGCGAGGGAACAUUCUCGAUUCCCUACACCCUGAGAAAGGGUUCAGUAAAGAUCAUGCCACUCCAGAAAAUAUAUUGCUCCAUCAAGAUCAUGUUAAUGGCGAACAAGAGUCAGAAAUGCACGAAGACACUGAGGAAAUCAACGCGCUGCUGUAUUCUGAUGAAGAAGACAAUGAUGAUUGGGAGAGUGAUGAUGAAGUCAUGAGCACUGGUCAUUCUCCAUUCCCAGUUGAACAACAAGCGUGCAAUAAAACAACAGAAGAACUGGAUGAAACUGAAAGCAGUGUUGAUGGUCCACUUUGUAAAAGGCAGAAACUACUGGACCAUUCAUCCAGAGACUUAUCACCGUCCCUUGUGGUCACCAAGAGUUUCACUAAAGCCAAAGGCCUAUCAGAUGAAAAACUUCCUGAAUCCAACAUGUCAAGCAAACAAGAAACGGGUUCUGGUCUAAGUGACGAGCAGUCAAGAAAAGACAAGAUUCACACUGCUCUGAGAAUCCUGGAGAGCGUAGUCCCAGGGGCAAAGGGAAAAGAAGCUCUAUUACUACUGGACGAAGCCAUUGACUACCUCAAGUUGCUGAAGCGAAACAUAAACUCAUCAAAGGGUUUAAACAACCAUUGGUGAAAAACCUAAGACCCCUUUUGCUCUAGUGAUAAGCAUGUUUGGUUGGUUAAAGAGAAGACAAGGGACAAAAGAUAAUCAAUGGGGUAAAGGACUGAUGUAUGUAGAGAGAGAUUCUCUCAAAUUCAUUAACGUGGGUUUGAAACAAUUAGAACACGCCUGGUGACCCUAGUGGGACCGUAUCCACUGUUCAUCUAGCUGGAUCAAUAGUGGUUUUACUUUUGGAUAUGGCAUGCUCUCUAAAAAGAAAGAAGAAGAAAACAAUGGUCACUUUCUUCUGUGCUUGGAGUGGAAGAAAAGUGAAAGAAGGGAAAAAAGCAAAGUCUUGGUGCUCAUUGAUCGUUAAUAAUUAUCUUUUUGUUUUUCCUCCUGGGUAAUAAUAUCUCUGUGAAGGUGGUGGUGGUGGUGGUGGUGGGGUAGGCUGUGGAUGAAGAAAAUUCAAAAAGGCAAAAAUUGAAAGUUUUAUUUUUGGAGUGGUUGUGACUUGUGUAAAUUGAAAUCUUCCCACUUUCGUUUGGUAAAAAAUCUAUGUCCCCACUCUCUUUUGUCUCAUUAUUGCUCUUCUGUUGCUAUCAAUCCCAUAUCUUGUCAUUUUUUUUUGUUGUUGUUCUUUUUAAAAUCUCUGGCUCUUAAGCUCUUCAAGGGACUUGUACUACUACUGUAUUGUUAUCUGCUUCUGUUGUUUCUCCCGUGGGUCUAGUCAUGCUUUUGUAUCAUAUAAAUAAACUUGUAAGGGUGUUAAUAAUGAUACUAGUUCUUUUGCUU